Messenger RNA from Drosophila takahashii, 1388 nucleotides. RefSeq names its product Serine protease 7 (gene Sp7). Lineage: Eukaryota; Metazoa; Arthropoda; Insecta; Diptera; Drosophilidae. Gene Ontology annotation, molecular function: serine-type endopeptidase activity. Gene Ontology annotation, biological process: proteolysis. The record is from RefSeq and is a predicted model, not a curated record.
UCAGUUGUCUUGGCGUCGACGAUCGUAGUUUAAGUUCCCUUCCCGGUUCUCUGGUUCGAGGUCGCCGUGCGUAAUCGCAAAGACGCGUUUUUAUUGAAUUAGCUGUGCAUUUUGUUAUUACGAUUUGUGGGAAAUAUCCCGUAAGAUGAAGUCAACACGCCGAGUAGCUGGGAUUUUUUGGGCCACCUGCCUGCUGCCGCUCACCGUUCUACAAACACAAAGUAUUCAGGCCCAAGGAAGCUGUAGAAACCCCGAUCAGAAGCAGGGCCGGUGCUUGUCCAUAUACGACUGUCCAACUCUGCUUUCUUUGGUCCAGCAGGCAUCCGUAAGCACACAGGACAGGGUGUUCCUACGCAACUCGCAGUGCUCCGAUGGAGUGGGCCGACUGCCGUUUGUUUGCUGCCCUAUUGAUCGGAGUUUUGAGCCUCAGGAAACCACGUCUGCAGCACCUCCAGUGACGCCAACCAGUUCAAGUCAGCAGGGUCAACAGGGUCAGCAAGGUCAGGGCAACCUGUUGCCCUCGCCACCAAAAUGUGGGCCACACUCCUUCAGCAACAAGGUCUACAAUGGCAACGACACGGCUCUGGAUGAAUUCAGCUGGAUGGCCCUGCUGGAAUAUGUGGAUCGUAGAGGACAGCACGAGCUCAGUUGUGGCGGAAGUCUGAUCAACAAUCGUUAUGUCCUCACCGCUGCUCAUUGCGUUAUUGGUGCCGUAGAGAGUGCUGUUGGUCACUUAACUACCGUUCGAUUGGGAGAGUACGACACCAGCAAGGAAAUAGACUGCAUAGAUGGCGUAUGCAACCAGCCCAUCCUUGAAAUGGGCAUUGAACAGCGCAUUGUACAUCCCCAAUAUGAUCCUGCCAACAAGGACCGCAUCCAUGACAUCGCCUUAUUGCGUCUAGAUCGACCUGUUUUGCUCAAUGAGUUUAUUCAGCCGGUUUGUUUGCCUUUGGUCAGCACACGAAAGGCCAUCAACACGGGAGAACUUUUGGUUGUCAGCGGAUGGGGACGUACCACAACAGCCCGCAAGAGCACCAUCAAGCAGCGUUUGGAUCUUCCGGUGAAUGACCACGAUUCCUGCGCCAAGAAGUUUGCCACCCGAAAUAUCCAUCUGAUCAGCUCGCAGCUCUGCGUCGGUGGGGAAUUCUACAGGGACAGCUGUGACGGGGACUCAGGCGGACCCUUGAUGAGGAGGGCAUAUGACCAGUUCUGGUACCAAGAGGGCGUGGUCUCCUUCGGCAACCGCUGCGGACUGGAGGGCUGGCCAGGUGUCUAUACGCGGGUUUCCGACUACAUGGACUGGAUUCUGGAGACGAUUCAGCCCUGAGCACCGAAACGAAGGCCGCUUUUGUCCAACCAGUGUUUUAAUUAAAGUCAAGUCGAGAGUG